AUGAGUCUCGGCGACGAGGAGGGGCAAACAAUCAUAUUCACGAGGUGUGUCAUACAACAACAGGAGUAACCUAAACCCAAUUCCACUUGCAUUCCCUCAUUCACUUGAGAAUGAGCGCCAAAAAACAUAUUUUCGUAAAGAUGGAUUUCCGGCGAACAAAUGUCCAUGACACAUGCUGCCACUUGAUGCGGCAACAUCUGGGAACAACACGGACACAGGGAGUACCCCCGUACCCAUACGCACAACCUCUCAUUCCUCCCUUGUCAAACACAAAUGAUGUACCAUGCAUGAAAUGAUGAACUCUGUCUAUAUUUACAAGUAUGGUCCACGCUGCCUACAAAUGGGAGAGGUAGCCAUACCUCAUGUCUACACACGGACGAGAGAGGUGAAUACACCCACUGCAUUUAACACACACCCACAUGUCGGUUAUGAAACCUCAUCAACCACACGCCUCUAUCGGCGACCACGUCAUCAGGAGGCAAUGAUGAGAAAUGUUCUCCCGUGCCCUUCUCACAUUUAACGACAUGAAAUUCCACAACAUAACAUAUAUGAGACACACAAGACAGCUACCAAACUGAUCUUUUGAGCCUGUCACCCGAGAGUUGUCCCUAUAUGCUGUCUAGGAAAUCGUAGACAUACAGGUAGUUUUCUCUGACCCUAUGAUUCCAUU
Messenger RNA from Ectocarpus sp. CCAP 1310/34, 670 nucleotides. The record is from the annotation of a GenBank genome assembly. Lineage: Eukaryota; Phaeophyceae; Ectocarpales; Ectocarpaceae.